AUGCCGAUCCAAAAGCUAGUCACCGACUUCUUCAGUAGUCGAGUUGAUGCUAACUCGUCUAUAGAAGAAGGGACCGCCGCAAGUCACUCUCCUGCCUCCGGAGACGACAGGAGUACCAGCUCUCAAGAGUCGGGGCACUGGAUGAAACGACGAAGGGCCUCGAUGUCCCAAGAGGCUUCGGCCCGUACGGAUAUUGCGGUGAGCUCCUCCACAGAGGAAGGAGCUGCCAACGCGACUGUCUCUCCUGCGUCCCAAGAACCGAGGAAACGGAUAAAAAGACAGGGGACCUCGAAGUUGGCAGAGGCUUUGGUCCGCGCGAAUACUGCGAAAGCAGUGACUUGGUUAGUAGGGCUGACAUCGAGUCUUCAGGCUGAUCUGGUCAAGAAGGUCAUUCCCGACUCUGACGACGAGUCGAGAGAGACUCUGCAGUCGGGGAGAGUGACUGUUGGCCCUGUAAGUGAGCCAACUUUGCGCUACCCCAAAUCUGUGCCAAAGACUCUAUCUAAGAAGAUAGACUCAUCUACGAGGACGCUACGCUCGGAGGGCGUGACUGCUGACUCUGAAAAUGGGCCUAGCCCGCCUCCCAUAUCUUCCUAUCUAGAGAGCCUCAAACCGAAGGGAAACCUUGCGUAUGAAAUACCCUUUGUCGAUUCAGUGAAUGACUCGACAAUGCGCUCUUCAAAGACUCCGUCUAAAAAGGCAGAGUCGGUAAAGGCCAUGAAGGGAUAUGAGAGUGAGCUGGAGCUAGAUGCCAGCAAAAUCUCCAUAGACGAGACAAUGACCGGUCUCACUUCCUUUGCAGAGACUCCUGCAAAAGAGAUGGAUGCUAGCAAAAUUGCUCCCUCUUUCUCAACUCCUGACAGUCUCGGCCCUCAACGGCCUAGACGUUCUGCUGCUGCCGCUGCUACGGCUAGCAUCAAGAGGAGUUAUGAAGAGUAUGGAGAGCCUUUGGCAGAGGCUGCAGAAAUUGUCAAGAAAGCUCGCAAAGAGCUUCCUGCGGUAACUCUGCCAGCCAAAAUGGUCAGCGCUGAAGCUGAUGAGGACAAUCAUCAGACUUCAACCUCUGGUUCUCCCGAGAAUCGGCGCAGCUCUGGGGUCUUCAGUUCGUGUGACUCCGAGCAAAGAGAAAGAAGGGGACAGCAAGCAGAGAUUGCCGUCUCCAACUGUCCGUUAUGCCUCUAUACUACUUCUACUACUUCUACUACUUCUACUACUUCUACUACUUCUACUACUUCUACUACUUCUACUACUUCUACUACUUCUACUACUUCUACUUUUAACAAGCAACUUGAAGGGGACCAAGGCCCCAACGGCAGUCUCUCGCGAAAUCAACAAAGACAACUCAGAUCUACCUUUGCUCGUCUUGACCUCCCGGCCAAUGCAUGUCUGAACACACUUCUUUCUGGUACUGCUCCUGCUCCCCCCACCACCACCGACGUUAGUGUAGAUGGUGUCCCGUCUGAGAAUGGGCACCACCCAGAAGAAGAAGAAGCCCAAGAAAGUGAGCGUGAAGAAGAAGAAGGAGAGGAGGACGACGACGACGACGACGUUGUCAUGUCGCAUAAUGGAGGUGAUUAA
This is a messenger RNA of Trichoderma asperellum CBS 433.97, 1578 nucleotides long. The record is from RefSeq and is a predicted model, not a curated record. Lineage: Eukaryota; Fungi; Ascomycota; Sordariomycetes; Hypocreales; Hypocreaceae.